AUGCAACGCUUACCACUUUUGGUUUUGUGCAUUACACUUGCACUUUCCGCUGUUUGUAAAGACGGCGAAUACACUGACGUUGACUCUACAUGCAAGGCGUGUCCUGAACACUGUUCGUCGUGUUUAGACUCCAAACUGUGCCAACGGUGUGCUCCUGGUUACGAGUUCCAAGUCAAAGAUUCGACGUUUGUCUGCGCAAAGUGUACUGAUGAUUGUGUGUAUUGUUCUGCUGGUGUUUGUAGUGUAUGCCGAGACUCUUACGUCGUUAAAGAUGGGAAGUGUAAUGAAGUUGUCGACAAUUCGAAGCUGGUCAUUGGUAUAUUAGGAGGUAUUGUAGCUAUUGUAGUCAUUGUGAUUGGAGUUGAUAUCUUGGUGUCCUUCAUUAUGAAGAAGGUUAAGAAAGACAAAGACGGCGAUUCAAAGUGA
Molecule: messenger RNA, 426 nt
Organism: Entamoeba invadens IP1
Lineage: Eukaryota; Evosea; Mastigamoebida; Endamoebidae
Exons: 2
Coding region: 1-426 (141 amino acids)
Source: RefSeq, a predicted model, not a curated record